AUGCUGAAAGACAAGAAACUUGAGUAUCAAAGUUACCUUGAAGAGUAUCUUGAAGAUCAGAAAGUCUACGAUAUUUUCGAAGAUAUGAUGAAAAGUCUCAUCAUGCAAAAGCCCAAGGAUCCCAUCUAGUUCCUCAUCAAGAAACUAACAUCUCAGGAAGUGAAGCGUUUUAUUAUUGUGGGACCACCAGGCUGCAAGAGAAAGGAGAUUGCUUUAAGUUUGGCUGAGUAUCUGUCAGAAGACCUAUCUUUGGUUUGCAUUUCAGUAGGAGACUUGUUGAAUAAGGAGAUCUCUAAGAAGUCUGAGUACGGCAAGCAGAUCGUUGAGUCAAGAAAGACCUACUCAUACGUGAAAGACGACAUUGUAACUGAGUUAGUCAAGGGACAAAUUGAAGCAUUAGAAAAGGAUCAGAAAAGCUGGAUCAUCGAGGGAUUCCCAAGAACCAGAAAGCAAGCUCUUGCUCUUCAAAAGAUGGGCAUCGUAUUAGACAAGUUCUUAUUGCUUGACGUUGCAAAUGGGCAAAGCAUUGAGAAAGUUACUAAAAAUUUGAAAAGUGAAGAAGCCAUCAUUCAAUACAGAGAUGAAGCCAUUGACAAAUUUGCUGAAAAUGCACUCACUGAAUACAGAAUUCAAAUCGAAGGCGUAAAGGAGACAUGCAGAGGUGCAAUUAUUGAAAUUGAUGGUAACAGACCAGAGGGAGUGAUCCUGGAAGAAAUUGUUCGUACCUUAAAGCUUUCUAGAUCUGCAGGACCAAGAAGACCUCCAAGAAUCUUUAUCAUGGGGCCUCCAGGUUGUGGCAAGACUCAGCAUGCAAUGACACUGGCUUAGAAAUUUCAAUUGCAAUAUGUGAAGGUCAAGCACAUGAUCAAGGAUGUAAUUAGAUCAGAGGGUAAGAGCCAAAAAGCAAAGGACCUUAGAGAAAGACUCAACAGUGGCGACUCAUUCCCAGAUGACUUGAUUAUUGAUUUGGUAAGAGACAGACUAUCAAAGCCAGACUGUAAGAUCAAUGGCUACAUUCUUGAUGGAUGUCCUACAACUCCAGAAUAAAUCAUGAAACUUCAAGAACUAGAAAUAUCACCAUCAUUAGUUGUUGCUCUUGAUUAAAAUGACGCACUUACUUAUGACAAACUGGAACACAUCAGAUAUGAUCCAAUCGACAACAGAUUCUAUCACCUUUUGAACGAUAAAGUGCCCGCAUAGAUCCAAUCUAGACUGAUCUAGCAGGCUGAACACUCCCAUGAUGUGCUUAAAGUCAGACUUGAGGAGUACAAUAACUUCCUCGCCACAGUAGAAAAUGAAUACUCAAGUCAUUUGAUUAGAAUUAAUGCUGGAGAUGAACCACAAAGAGUGUUCUUAAACUUAUGUGAAGCAGUUGAAAAGCCAGUCAGCACUGCCAAGUAAAAGAGUCAAGUGCAAAAUGUGCAUCACAUUCCAACAGUUGAUUCCAAUCAAUAGCCCUCCAAGCAUAGUAAAAAUCCGACGAACUAGGCAGGAGGAGGAGCAGACUUCGGAUUUCUGGGUCCUGUUGGCCCCAUUAAUGAAUCGAAAAAGCAAAGUUAAAAUUAAAGCAUGCAACAUAAGCCAAAAACCUCUAAGUCGAAUGAGAAACACGUAGUUAACAAGAUCACUUAGGGCGUGCUGUAAAAAAACAGAGUUGAUUAGGAAAUAAACAGAUCAAACAAUAUGAGAUACGAGUCUAUCCAGUCUAAAAUCAAAACUAAAAGGAGAUAUCAGCAGUCUGGCAGCAACUUAAACAUCAAGGAAAACUUGUACUCGCCAUCUAACGGUAAUAAAAACCACGUUAAUAUUGGUGGCGGCUCGUAAACUAUGGUGGGGGCAAACUAUGAGCAAAUGUUUAACCAGACUAUGGUUGGAGCUGGAUUGUAAAAUAUUACUCUUGGACUUAGUGAAAGAUAACACAUAGAUCUUAGUCAGACUCAGAACAUUGUAGACAUGAAGCAGUAUAACACAACAAGCACUGUUAUUAGUAAUCAUGUUUCAGCAUAAUAAAGCAGAGGGGGCUUAAAUAUAACAUAAGUCCUGAAGAAUAAUGGAGCAUAGCCUUCUAAUGAUGGUUAAAACUUUGAUUUCGGAUGUUCAUUAAGAAUGCCAGGAUCCACCAAGAAUUCUUAGAAUAAAUCAGGACAAGAUGGAAAGACUUAGAGUGUUAAAGGCAGUUUUUUCGGGAAUCAGUAAUUACAGGAUUUUAUGAGCAAUAUGAGCAAUGUCUCAGCCAACUUGCACAUGCCUUUUCCUUCUCAGAACAUUACUGUCACCCAGUAAAAGCACGGAAGUAACAGCAAUAAUGGAAGUGUAAAGCGAAAGCCAUCAAAUCAAAGCUCUAAUAAUCAGAUUGUGCCAGUCCUAGACAUGAAGAAAGUAUCUAUCAAGUAAAUCCAAAAUAUGAUGAAGCGUAAGCCAGUUCCAAUAUAAUUCAUUAUAGAAAAAGCAGUAUCCAAACGUGAGAGCAAAGAAUCUGGUGUGAAUCAUGCUCAGCAUCAGAAUAAUUUGAGGAAACAGAAUGAGACAAUACCUUAAAAUCAGCUAUCAAACAUUGCUGACUCAGCGCUAUACAAGAAUCUAACUCAAAAACUUAUCCAGGAAUAAUAAUAGCAUGGUUAGCCUCCACUUCUACAGUAAACUCAAAACUUUGUGAUAAGUAAUAGUAACAAUAUGUAGAACUUGAAUUUGUCCAGUGGCUAGUCAAGUAAAUUUAACCUUAUCAAAAAGUAGUCUACACCCUCUAACAAAUAGUAAUAAUAGCAAUAAUAACAGUAGCAAUAACCAUUGCAGUAACAAUCCAACAAGAGUUUAAUAAAUUAAUUUGAAAAGCGACUACAAAAUAAUUCAAAGAAUAAAGGCAGUCUGAAUACAUCACAGAAAGAGCAGUAAAUAAUGCUAUAGUAGCAACAAUAGUAGCAAAGCAUACCAACAACUGCAACUAAUAAAAACCAUAAGUCCUUUGUAUUUGAUUUAAGCAAUCAGCAACCGAAUGGGAAGAAAUCUGGAAUUGCCACAAGUAAGCAGGUGAAUGCCAAGAAAAAGCUAAAUCUGACAGGAACUAUACCUAAGGGAUUACUGAGCCCUACUAAUAAUAGUAAAAAACCUAAACAUAGUGAUUACUUUGAUAAUAAUGACAUUAGUGGAGACAUUACUUUUGAGCACUAAGACCAUGAACCCUCAUCUCAUCCAACAAGAAUGAUCAAGAAAUCUCUAAUAAUCUCUAAUGAUAAAAGCACUCUAGAUCCAAAUACCAAUCCUUAAUACCACAUAGACUAACUUCUCUACCAGUAGCAAUAAGUGGACAAGUACAAUUAGCUUCUUGAACAAUAUUAAAAUCACGAAAGCCAUCACUCAGAUCUUGAUGGAAAGUUAAACAUUCAAAAAGAGCUCCUUGCUUAACAACUGCUUAUCAAUGAUGAUUACUUACCUCAGACAUUCACUACUAAUAACAGACUCAAGUUGAAUCAAACCACAAAGGUAGAAAGGCAUGAAAGCUUUUCCCCUCCAGCAGAAUAGAGUUUUGCCUUCAAGAAUAUGAUAAUUAAACCAGACACCAUUAAAUCACAGGUAUUCACCAGUGGCACAGGUUAAUAAAUAAGGAAACCCUCACAUUAAAAGACACUCACACUGCCUAAUGCAAACAUGAUAAACUUUCAUAACUAUUAAGAUCAGUCUGACAAUAUGCAAAAUCAUAAUAAGAAUGACUGCUAUGAAGAUUUAAAGAGUAAUGAAUACAAGACUAAUUAGAAACUACUUUCAACUGGUUAAACUCCAAGAGUAAUAAGGUAGAAAAAGAACUCAUUAGGUGGGGAUGGCAUUGUCUAAUAAAAAACUGACAACAUCACAAUAAGGAAAAAGAAUGCAUAGUAGAUGCAGAUUAAAAAGAAAAUACAGAUCUAAUUAGAUCUAAGCGAUGAUGAAGGUAUAAUUAUAGACUAGUAAAACUAGUUUAAAGGCAAGGAGACUGUUGACACUUACGAUUAUAAAUAAAAUCAAAUUGAAUUCGAUUUAAAAGCUAAUCAAGAUAUGAAGUUGAGGACUUAGAAAAUAAGUGAGAUUGCUAAAAUUAUAAAUAAUGAAUUGAAGGAUGCGAAGAGAAUUGAUAAAUCUUAGAAUAAAUAUUAAAGCUAGCAAAGCUAACCGCUUAUUAAUCAAAAUUUUUCACCCAGCUCAACAAGCAAUAAGCAUAAUUUUUUCCUGACCAAUCAACAAUAGUAAUCCCAUAACAAUACUAAAACUGUCAACCAGUCAAAUUCAUCUAAUCAGCAACUGAACCCAAACUAAUUGUAAUAGCCACCUUAAUCCUCAGUCAAUAUCAAAUUCUAAACUAGAAGAAAAUUUUCACAUUAGUCAAAUGGUUCUAAAAGUUCCUCGAGACUUUCGCCUUCAUACAGUGGCAAUUAAAGUGCUGUUGUCUAAUAAGAAGAGAUAAAUUUCCCUAUCACAGCUGCUAAGGCAAUUAAAUUAUUCAUGAAUCACUUAACUGACUAUGAGAAAGGAGAGAUUUUAGACUAUAAAUAGGUGUAUUAUCUUGGUGUAGGAGCUAAAAAGAUCAAAGGAUCUCCUUAUCAAAACUAUAACUCAGGAUAUGAUGAUGAAAGAGGUGAUUAUAAAGUAGUCAUAAAAGACCACAUUGGAUUCAGAUGGGAAGUAUUAGAAUUUUUAGGCAAGGGUAGCUUCGGAUAGGCUUUGAAAUGCUUUGAUCAUAAAACUCAAGAGAUUGUAGCAGUGAAACUGAUAAGAAAUAAAAAAAGAUUCUAGCACCAGGCUGGAGUUGAGUUAAAGAUAUUACAGCAUCUUAAGUAAAAUGAUCCAGAUGACUAGUACAACAUUAUUAGAAUCAAGGAUUACCUGAUUUUUAGAAAACAUUUAGUCAUCUCUUUCGAGUUGUUCUCAAUCAAUCUCUAUGAAUUCAUUAAGAACAAUAACUUUUAAGGAGUAUCUCUUUCAUUGAUAAGAAGAUUCGCUAUACAAAUGCUAUAAGCAUUGAAAUAUUUGAGAGAAGAGAGCGUUAUACAUUGUGACUUGAAACCUGAGAAUAUCCUAUUGAAAUUUCCUGAUAAAUCAGGCAUCAAGAUUAUUGAUUUUGGUUCUAGUUGCUUUUAAGAUGAAAGGAUUUACACAUAUAUCUAGUCAAGAUUUUACAGAGCUCCAGAGAUUGUUCUUGGCAUCCCUUAUACCGCAGCUAUAGAUAUGUGGAGCUUCGGAUGUAUUCUAGUUGAGCUUCUAACUGGCUACCCAGUUUUUCCAGGUGAAAGUGAAUAAGAAUAAUUGGGCUUAAUAAUGGAACUAAGAGGUGUUCCACCAGAUGAAGUCCUAGAAUAGUCAACAAGAAAGAAGAUAUUCUUUGAUGAAGAGACCAAUGAUCCUAUCUUAGUCCCUAAUACAAGAGGGAAAGUAAGAAUACCAGGAGCCAAGAACCUCUAAGGUCUAUUGAAGUAUCAGAGUCCUACUUUUCUUGAUUUUAUAGAUAGAUGCCUGGACUGGAAUCCUGAAACUCGUAUGACUCCAAUAGAUGCACUCAUGCAUGAUUGGAUAAUCGAAGGUCUUCCACCAAAGGUUUUGAUCCAUCAUCAAAGAAUAUUAGGCUUAGGAUUGAGUGAUAAAAAUGCUAAUCAUAAGUCAUAGCCGCACAUUAGAAAUCAACGAUCUUAGCCAUCACAGUCAACUAAAGCAGCUCAUAACAAGCUAAAUAAAACUUGUCUUAUCUCCGAAGAGAUUAUAAAUCAAAUGCCAGAGCCAAAGGAUACAACUCUAAGCAAGAGAGGUAAAUCUUUGAAUAAAACAGGUAUGGUGGUGAUAGAUGAGAGUGAAGAUUUAGUUGACAUAGAUACCUGCUACUUUUUACAAAAGAAGCAAUAGUAAAAAAAGAAGAAGCUACUCGAGAAUCAAAAGUAGCAAUUGAAGCAAUAACUUCAGAAUUAAAUGAUGAUAAUGGAGGAUGAUGAUGAUGAAGAAACUGGACAGAACUUUGGUGAAUAGCAAAAGAGUAAGACUACGAAUCUAGCUGACCUAUUAUAUGAAGUCAAGAAUGACAGGAAAAAACAGCAUUAGUAGGAUAUGGAUGAAAUACCAGGUUUAAACAUGAAAAACAAAGCUAAAAUGUUUGAAAACACACAUGAUAUCAGCAAGCUGAAGAAAAAUUCAUUCUUUUCUUAAAAUAACCUGGAAGAUCAUAUGCAGUUUAAUGAUGAAGAUGUUGAAGAUGAGGAUAUGGAAGGCAUUUUAUUACCAUUUGAUGAAAGAGACAAACAGGAUAAUGGAAUAAAACACAACCUCAAUAAAAAGAACAAAAUACCUUUCAGUUUCCUGAUGCAUCACUAUAUGAAAACCAAUACUGGGCAGCAAGUUGCUGCAUAAAAUCCUAAUGUUGGUUUCUAUAAGCCUCAAGGCAAUAACAUAAAACUAAAUAACUUUAUGGGAUCAAUUGGAACAAAUCAAGCUUCAAGUACACAGAACAAAGUAAAUUUGAAAAAGGGCUACGUCAAUAUGAGCAGUAACAUAUGA
Stylonychia lemnae is the source of this 6510-nucleotide messenger RNA. The record is from the annotation of a GenBank genome assembly. NCBI's taxonomy places the organism in Eukaryota, Ciliophora, Spirotrichea, Sporadotrichida, Oxytrichidae.